Microbotryum saponariae is the source of this 509-nucleotide messenger RNA. The record is from the annotation of a GenBank genome assembly. Lineage: Eukaryota; Fungi; Basidiomycota; Microbotryomycetes; Microbotryales; Microbotryaceae.
AUGUACAUAGCUAACGGUGCAACGGUGCCUGCCGCGCGGGCUCCUCUCCAACGCUUGAAACCUGCACAACACUCCUGCCCACUGCCAGACUCCACCAUGGCUCUACCACCCCAAUUUGCUACCCACCGAAUCGGAAGCCCGAGUGCGGCUCAUACGCUCGAGCUGUACCGUGAGUGUACUCCAGCUAUGGUCGUACGAAAUUCCCACUGCCGCUCUGACCCCCACAUGUCGUCAUCGCCGUCACGCCAUCACUCGCUGCUGACGCCGAUUAUCUCUCUCUUUCCCCCGACGGCACGAUCGCCAUGUGGAUGUAGUCGAUCUGAUCUGCCCCUUCUCUCAGAAACAACUCAAGGGCGUCAGGGAUCAUCUCAUCCCCAGGAUCGAGGCCGGCGAGCUUCCGCUGCAGAUUAUCCUUCGACAAGGUGAGGCAAGUUCGGGCGCAGAACGUGUCUAGUAGACCUCCGCUGAAAGCCAAGACAAUCUCCACCACAGUUCCACAGCCAUGGUAA